CCAUUUUGUUUUGGAUCGUUAAGUGGGCCUGUGGUGGAGCGUUGGUGUGUCAGGGGUUCGACUUCUUCCACAAACUAUUUAAGAGACAGCAGCAGGAGGGACUGGACUGGAUUGUAGAAAACUUCAAGAGUUAAGGAGUGCGGAGUGCUGCUCAGGUGCCUUUGUUUCAGGUCAUAGUCUCUGUUCUAUAUAGCAGCCAACCACAAGGGUUGAUUGGGUCUCACUCUGUUACCCAAGCUGGAGUGUAGUGAUGCAAUCACAGCUCACUGCAGCCUUGACCUCCUGAACUCAAGUGAUCCUCCCACCUCAGCCUCCUAACUGGGGCUACAGAUUCCCUGUCUCUGCUUUAACCUGGGCUGCUUGCUAAGUGCUUGCCUCUCAGGAUCCUUGUGGAGCUGAACUUGCAAAACAGAUUGGAACUUCAAGAUUAUCAAUAAUCGGAGAUACAUAUAUUUUAUUUGUAAAGAAAACAUGGCUGCCCUAUUCCUACGUGGUUUUGUCCAAAUAGGGAACUGCAAGACUGGGAUAUCUAAGUCAAAAGAAGCAUUCAUUGAAGCAGUGGAAAGAAAGAAGAAAGAUAGACUGGUGCUGUAUUUCAAAAGUGGAAAAUAUAGCACUUUUCGGCUAAGUGAUAAUAUUCAAAAUGUAGUCCUUAGAUCCUAUAGAGGAAACCAAAAUCACCUGCAUUUAACUUUACAAAAUAAUAAUGGCUUGUUUAUUGAAGGAUUAUCCUCCACAGAUGCUGAACAAUUGAAGAUAUUCUUGGACAGAGUUCAUCAAAACAAGGUUCAGCCACCUGUGAGACCUGGUAAGGGUGGGAGUGUUUUUUCUAGCACAACAACACAGAAGGAAAUCAACAAAACUUCAUUCCACAAAGUUGAUGAGAAAUCAAGUAGCAAAUCUUUUGAGAUAGCAAAAGGAAGUGGGACAGGUGUCCUUCAGAGGAUGCCUUUGCUUACAUCAAAAUCAUCAACACUUACUUGCGGAGAGUUAUCAGAAAAUCAGCACAAGAAGAGGAAAAGAAUGCUCUCAUCUAGCUCAGAGAUGAAUGAGGAAUUCUUGAAAGAAAAUAAUUCUGUAGAAUACAAGAAAUCCAAGGCAGAUUGUUCGAGGUGUGUAAGCUAUAAUCGAGAGAAACAAUUGAAGUUAAAAGAGUUAGAAGAGGAUAAGAAAUUGGAAUGUGAAUCUUCAUGCAUCAUGAACGCUACUGGAAAUCCUUACCUAGAUGACAUUGGACUUCUCCAAGCUCUCACUGAGAAAAUGGUUUUGGCAUUUCUGUUACAACAAGGGUAUAGUGACGGUUACACAAAGUGGGAUAAAUUAAAACUAUUUUUUGAAUUAUUUCCAGAGAAAAUAUGCCACGGCCUCCCCAAUUUGGGAAACACCUGUUAUAUGAAUGCAGUGUUACAGUCUCUACUUUCAAUCCCAUCGUUUGCUGAUGAUUUACUUAAUCAGAGUUUCCCAUGGGGUAAAAUUCCCCUUAAUGCUCUUACCAUGUGCUUGGCACGGCUACUUUUUUUAAAAGAUACCUAUAAUAUAGAAAUCAAGGAGAUGUUACUCUUGAAUCUUAAAAAGGCCAUUUCAGCAGUUGCAGAGAUAUUCCAUGGCAAUGCACAGCACGAUGCUCAUGAGUUUUUAGCUCACUGUUUAGAUCAACUGAAAGAUAACAUGGAAAAACUCAGCACAAUUUGGAAGCCUAAAAGUGAAUUUGGGGAAGAUAAUUUUCCUAAACAGGUUUUUGCUGAUGAUCCUGACACCAGUGGGUUUUCUUGCCCUGUCAUUACUAAUUUUGAGUUAGAGUUGUUGCACUCCAUUGCUUGUAAAGCUUGUGGUCAGGUUAUUCUCAAGACAGAACUGAAUAAUUACCUCUCCAUCAACCUUCCCCAAAGAAUAAAAGCACAUCCUUCAUCUAUUCAGUCUACUUUUGAUCUUUUUUUUGGAGCAGAAGAGCUUGAGUAUAAAUGUGCAAAAUGUGAGCACAAGACUUCUGUUGGAGUGCACUCAUUCAGUAGGCUACCUAGAAUCCUUAUUGUUCACCUCAAACGCUAUAGCUUGAAUGAGUUUUGUGCAUUAAAGAAGAAUGACCAGGAAGUCAUCAUUUCCAAAUAUUUAAAGGUGUCUUCUCAUUGCAAUGAAGGCACCAGACCACCUCUUCCCUUGAGUGAGGAUGGAGAAAUUACAGAUUUCCAAUUAUUAAAAGUUAUUCGAAAGAUGACUUCUGGAAACAUCAGUGUAUCAUGGCCUGCAACAAAGGAAUCCAAAGAUAUCCUGGCUCCACACAUUGGAUCAGAUAAGGAGUCUGAACAAAAAAAAGGCCAGACAGUCUUUAAAGGGGCAAGCAGAAGACAGCAGCAAAAGUACCUUGGAAAAAAUUCUAAACCAAAUGAGCUAGAAUCUGUAUACUCAGGAGAUCGAGCAUUCAUUGAAAAAGAACCGUUAGCUCACUUAAUGACGUAUCUGGAAGAUACCUCACUUUGUCAGUUCCACAAAGCUGGAGGUAAACCUGCCAGCAGCCCAGGCACACCUCUCUCAAAAGUUCACUUUCAAACAGUGCCCGAAAAUCCAAAACAGAAGAAAUAUGUGAAAACCAGUAAGUUUGUAGCUUUUGAUAGGAUUAUCAAUCCUACUAAAGAUUUGUAUGAAGAUAAAAAUAUCAGAAUUCCAGAAAGAUUCCAAAAAGUGUCUGAACAGACUCAGCAGUGUGACGGUAUGAGAAUCUGUGAACAAGCCCCUCAGCAGGCACUGCCUCAAAGCUUUCCAAAGCCAGGCACCCAGGGGCACACAAAGAACCUCCUAAGACCUACAAAAUUAGAUCUACAGAAGUCUAACAGGAAUUCCCUACUUGCAUUGGGUUCCAAUAAGAAUCCAAGAAACAAAGACAUUUUAGAUAAGAUAAAAUCUAAAGCCAAGGAAACAAAAAGAAAUGAUAAGGGAGAUCAUACCUACCGGCUCAUUAGUGUUGUCAGCCAUCUUGGGAAGACUCUAAAGUCAGGCCAUUAUAUCUGUGAUGCCUAUGACUUUGAGAAACAGAUCUGGUUCACUUACAAUGAUAUGCAGGUGUUAGGUAUCCAGGAGGCCCAGAUGCAGGAGGAUAGGCGUUGCACUGGGUACAUCUUCUUUUACAUGCAUAAUGAGAUCUUUGAAGAGAUGUUGAAAAGAGAAGAGAAUGCCCAGCUUAAUAGCAAGAAGGUAGAGGAGACCCUUCAGAAGGAGUAAGAGGAACGUACUCCUCCUUGUACAGAUCUGCUUGACUGUCUCACUCGAUACCACUUCCUCCAUGGAAGGAAAACUGUGAACUUUAUCCAGAGAUGAAAAUGCAAUUAGUCUAGGACCAAAGGUCAAACAGAAACACUUAAUGGGGAGAUCUCCAUUCUAACCCUGACACAGACGCCUCAAUCCCAUAGCUCUGGCUGAUGAGCAUCCUUCUCUCCUACAAGACUGAAAUUGUGUUUUUCAUGUUCUUCUUCAUUUUAAUAUAGUCAGGGUCUUGCUCUGUCAUCCUGGCCAGAGUGCAGUCCUUCAAUAAUAACUCACUGCAGCCUCAAACUCCUGGCAUCAAGCAAUUCUCUCUCAGCCUCCUGAAAAGAGAGGGACUUCUCUUCUUGCUUGAGAUGGGACUAUAGAUGUGUGCCACCAGGCCUAGCUAUUUUUUUUUUUUUUUUGCUUUUUGUAGAGACAGGGUCUCACUAUGCUGCCCAGGUUGGACUUGAACUCCUGGCCUCAAGCAAUCUUCCUGCCUCUUUCCAUGUUCUAAUGCAGUGGUUUAAAAAGUAUGCUCCUUAAACUAGCAGCACCAGGAGCAUGGGGGUAGUCAUUUGAAAUGCAAAAUCUUGGGUUCCACUGUAGACCUACUGAUUCAGAAACUUGGGGUAAGGGAUAGCAAUCUGAUGGAGACCGUGAUGCUUGAUACAGUUUGAGAACCACUACUGUACUACAUACACUACCUUGGUUGUAUAUUUAAAUUGCUUAUUUUGUAAAAGGUUUUGAUUACAUUUUUGUGUUUUUCAUAUUAAUGUAUGCCUUGCCUUUGUGAACUUAUUAAAAGCCAAACUCACAAAAAUCACUUCUGAUCAUACUCUGCAAUUUGGUGGAAAAAAAUAGUUGCUGGGAUCCUGGCAAUAAAAAAUGAGGCUGAUAACUUUUGAAUCCUCUUGGGCAUAUAUAGAUGAGGCUAAACGCCAAGUCAAAUCUCCAGAUUGAUUUGCUUUUAAGAAAUUGGCCCACAUUUCCUGUGUGUCUGCUAGCAAGCUCUUGGCCCUUGGUGGUCUGAGCCCACCUUGCCAUGUUAGUCUUCUUAGAGGGGCACUUUCAUUGCCUCAGAGGAACUUUGUUUACCUGGACUUCAUCUGUGAAACCUUGAACAAUCCUCUGCAUUCAACAUUACAUGACUAAUUCCAGAUUUUUUUUUUUUUUUACAUCUCUGUACCUUAUAGUGUGGUGGUCUUGUUUCUUCAGUGAGUAAGCAAUAUAUGCUUUAAAGUGGACUUGUAGAAUUUGAAAGUAUUACUUGUUACUUAUUUGACACAACAUCAGAAACUCCAUAUGAAGAUGUUCUGCUUCUGGGGAAAGAUGCAUGGAUCCUAGGGUGGUCAUAUUUCAUUAAAAUCCAGGGGAUUUAAUAAUUUUGCCAUCAAGCAUGUGCCACCACUGUUAUCAUAACCUUUUCCUGCCUUUGAGGCAGUGAAUCUGUUGUACUUUGUGCCUUUGCUGUGAACAAAUGACUUGUACUAAGAGGUUUUCUCACAUAACAUAGGAUUGAAUUUUCAGUCACACCUUUACCAAUAGGAAUGUGCCCCCUUGUAUAUGGGGUAUGGCUUCAGUAUAGUUGUAUUAAUCCAAGAGCUUGUUGAUGCUCUUAAGCCUAGGGUGCUUUAAAAUAGGUGAGUUGGAUUUUAGUGGUGUGGGGAAGUUAUUAGUAGGUAAUACCCUGUAAGAGGAAAACCAGAUUCCAAAGCUUGGAGAUUGUAUUCAGAACACAGUUUAUCUAGAAGGAGGUCUUAUGAGACCUGAAGAUUGCUAAGGUAUAUAGGAGGAAAUAUCAUAGAUUGAAUUGAUCAUUCUUAGGGAAGAAGGUGUUACAGACACAAUGAGUGAUUGUUCAACUUCUGUAGUACUUCAGCAGCUGAAGGAUAAGGCUGGAGUUGCAUUUAGAGGAGAGUGACAGUUUGGUUUCUAAAUUUCAGUUUUUUGGCCUCUAGAGUAGUUUAUGUUGAACCCAGUUACAUAGAUAUCAGAACAGGAUUUUGGUAAGAAUGAAGGAAAGUUGUUUUGUUUUGAAAGGAGUGUGAAGAUGCUAAUAACUUGAUAUUUUAGUACAGAGUUUACAUCCUGGACAUGCUGCUCUUCAGCAUGUAGCACUUCCAAAUGCAGGGCAAAAUGAAAUGUGAAGAAGAUGGUGGGGGUAUCCAUGACAGGGAGGAUCGUAGCUGCAAUCCAUUGUUGCCCUGUGAGAAGAAAUUCUGAAUGCACUAUGAAUGCUUGUACAGUAUCUACAUGGUAUGUUUUCAAAUAAAAGAUUAAAAGUUGU
Messenger RNA from Gorilla gorilla gorilla (western lowland gorilla), 5527 nucleotides. RefSeq names its product ubiquitin specific peptidase 26 (gene USP26). The transcript has 6 exons. The coding region runs from base 472 to 3216 and encodes 914 amino acids. Gene Ontology annotation, molecular function: cysteine-type deubiquitinase activity. NCBI's taxonomy places the organism in Eukaryota, Metazoa, Chordata, Mammalia, Primates, Hominidae. The record is from RefSeq and is a predicted model, not a curated record. Gene Ontology annotation, cellular component: cytosol; nucleus. Gene Ontology annotation, biological process: G1/S transition of mitotic cell cycle; protein deubiquitination.